Podarcis muralis (Common wall lizard) is the source of this 2763-nucleotide messenger RNA. It is a transcript of the gene DCBLD2, whose product is annotated as discoidin, CUB and LCCL domain containing 2. Gene Ontology annotation, biological process: wound healing. Gene Ontology annotation, cellular component: plasma membrane. The record is from RefSeq and is a predicted model, not a curated record. Gene Ontology annotation, molecular function: signaling receptor activity. Lineage: Eukaryota; Metazoa; Chordata; Lepidosauria; Squamata; Lacertidae.
GGACGGCGCGCGAGCCGGGAGGAGGCGCGAAGGAGGCGGCAAGGCGAGAGCAGCGCGGCUCGGGAUGCAUUCGGACUGCCGGCUGCUGCGCCCGAGAAGCGGGGUAUGGUGAGCGGCCCGGAGCGCCCGCUCCCCCGGGGGACCCGGCCGGCGCUGGCCUCCCUCCUUCUCCUCCUGUUGCUGCUCAGGCGGGACGCGGCGGCGCAGAAAGGUGAUGGAUGUGGACAUACCGUUUUAGGUCCUGAAAGUGGGACUUUUACAUCUAUUAACUACCCGCACGCCUAUCCCAACAGCACUGUGUGUGAAUGGGAGAUUCGAGUAAAGCCUGAGCAGAGAGUGCAGCUCAAAUUUGGGGAUUUCGAUAUUGACGAUUCAGAUUCUUGCCAUUUUAAUUACGUGAGAGUUUAUAAUGGAAUUGGACCCACAAGGACAGAAAUAGGAAAAUACUGUGGUUUAGGCUUACAGAUGGAGAAUUUAAAUGAAUCAAAGGGUAAUGAAGUUACGGUACAAUUCAUGAGUGGCAUACACUUCUAUGGACAUGGGUUUCUUGCAUCCUAUUCAACCACUGACAAAACAGAUUUAAUAACGUGUUUAGACACUGCAAGUCAGUUUUCUGAGCCAGAGUUCAGUAAAUAUUGCCCAGCUGGAUGUGUGCUUCCUUUUACUGAUGUUUUUGGGACUGUUCCUCACGGCUACAGAGAUUCAUCCUCCAUUUGCAUGGCUGGGGUGCAUGCAGGAGUGGUGUCCAACGUCCUAGGAGGUCAGAUCAAUGUCGUAAUCAGCAAAGGCAUUCCCUACUAUGAAAGUUCUCUGGCUAACAAUGUCACUUCAAAAGCAGGAGCACUGUCUUCAGGUCUCUUCACUUUCAAAACUAGUGGUUGCUACGGGACACUGGGAAUGGAGUCUGGAGUCAUUGCUGAUUCGCAGAUUAAUGCAUCAUCCUUUCUAGAAUGGCCUGAGCAAGUGGGGCAGCCCAGCACCUGGAGGCCGGAAAGAGCCAGGUUGAAAAGGCCUGGACACUCUUGGGCAGCUUUUACCAAUGAUGAGUAUCAGUGGUUGCAAAUAGACCUAAACAAAGAGCAACGCAUAACAGGUAUAAUAACUACUGGAUCCACCUUAGCAGAGUACCAUUAUUAUGUCUCUGCCUACAGGAUUCUGUACAGGAACGAUGGGCAGAAGUGGACAGUAUACAAAGAACCUGGUGUUGAGAGGGAUAAGGUAUUUCAAGGCAACACUGGGUAUUAUCAAGAAGUCCGCAAUAAUUUCAUUCCACCCAUUAUUGCUCGUUUCGUUAGAAUAAACCCUUUGAAGUGGCACCAGAAAAUCGCAAUGAAAGUUGAACUGCUAGGAUGUCAGUUCAGUGUUGUUCGGGCUCCAAGACCUACAGUACCCCCACCACCCAGGAACAAUGACUUUCCUUCGCACACUGAUAAAACCACCUUCACUCCGGAGAUCAAGAACACUACAGUAGCUCCAAGCGUAACCAAAGAUGUGGCAUUGGUAGCUGUUCUGGUUCCUGUGUUGGUCAUGGUCCUUACCACCCUCAUUUUGAUCUUAGUUUGUGCCUGGCAUUGGAGAAACAGAAAGAGAAAAUCAGAAGGAACCUAUGACAUACCAUAUUGGGAUCGUGCAGGUUGGUGGAAAGGCAUGAAGCAGUUUCUUCCUGCCAAGUCUGUAGAACACGAGGAAACACCUGUUCGUUACAGCAGCAGUGAAGUUAGUUGCCUUAGAUCAAGAGAAGUUACAACCAUGUUACAAACCCAAACUGCAGAGUAUGCACAGCCACUGGUGGGAGGAAUUGUUGGCACACUUCACCAGAGAUCAACCUUUAAACCUGAAGAAGGAAACGAAACAAGCUAUGCUGAUAUGGAUCCUUACAAUUCACCCGAGCAAGAGAUUUACCAUGCCUAUGCUGAACCACUACCUAUCACUGGACCAGAAUAUGCAACACCAAUUGUGAUGGAUAUGUCAGGUCAUCCCGCAGCUCCCCUGGGCAUUUCUACUGUAUCUACUUUCAAAGCUCCAGGAAAUCAAGCCGCUCCCAUAGUUGGGGCAUACAGCAAACUUGUUUCCAGAUCAGAUAGUUCAUCGCCUACUCGAGUACUCUAUGACACACCCAAAGGAAUGCCAGGACUCAAUCCCACAGAUGAGUUGGUAUACCAGGUACCACAGAACAUGCCACAUUCCACAGAGAAUAAAGAAGAUGUUAGUUAGAGAAUGUGGCUUUCAAAAAUUAAAUCCUUUGGAGAUCACUUUUUGCGUUGGAAGAAAAAUGUGUGACUUGGUGGGAGCCCAGAAAAAACGAGUCAAUUGCCCUUUUGAGGGUCUGUACACAACUACUGCUUUCCUGUUUAUAGAAUGAUGGGCUUUCCAUUCACUACUGAUGGGCACUACAUUUUUUUGCUAGACAGGUGUGAGAAGCUUUCAAAGAUGCUGAAUCGCUGAGUGUAAAUACAUGUUCCACAACAGAUAUAUAAUGUGCCACUAUAGAUAUAUAAUUAAUCAAAAUGAUCUAUGGUCCAUGAGCCAAGAAAAGGAAAGGUACUAUUCUGGAUAUAGAAAAAAGUCACUGAGUCCAACAUACCAAUUUCAAAUUAAUUGCUAUCUAGCAAGCUGGUAUUUUCAUAAGGCUUCACAUUGUAAAAGUAAACUGAUUAUUGUGCUUCCUGUAACAGGAAGUUAGUGGCAAGUUAUAAGGAAAACUGAUCCGUAAAAUUAACAAGUUUCCUUUGUUGAUUUCUUUGAUGAAAUCAAUUGGUAGUA